CUCCGUUCUCCGGGGCUGGGCUGGGCUAGGCGGGGAUUGGCUGCCAAGGCUGCCUUAGCCGGAGCGCAAAGGACCGCUGCUCUGCCUCCUUCCUCCUCCCUUUCCUCCUGCAUCCCUUGGCCAGCCUUGGAGAAGGCGAGGAAUUUCCAGCAGCCUCUUGCAGAUUCAAGAAUUCAUGAAUUCCCCACAUGUGGAUCCGUGACGGGAUCUGCUUCUCCACCACGACAGCAAGAUGGCAAACGUUUCUCCAGCUAAGCUGGAUAACAUGGAAGCCCAGCAACAGCAGCAGCAGCAGCAACAACAACAAAAUAACAACACUCGGUGGGAAAAUACAGAGCAUCACCAUCCCCACCGAACCUGGGAUGAGACCACUGCCACUGCCAAACUCUUCGAAUGCUCUCGGAUCAAAGCAUUAGCUGAUGAACGAGAUGCUGUCCAGAAGAAGACUUUCACCAAGUGGGUCAACUCUCACCUGAGCCAAGUCUCCUGUCGAAUCAAUGACCUCUACACAGACCUGCGGGAUGGCUACAUGUUGACAAAGCUGUUGGAAGUUCUGUCUGGAGAGCAGUUGCCCAAGCCAACACGUGGCCGGAUGCGGAUCCACUCCCUGGAAAACGUGGAUAAGGCACUGCAAUUCCUGAAGGAGCAGCGAGUCCACCUGGAGAAUGUGGGCUCCCAUGACAUUGUUGAUGGCAACCAUCGUCUGACGCUGGGCCUGAUCUGGACCAUCAUCUUGAGGUUCCAGAUCCAGGUGAUUAAAAUUGAAACCGAAGACAACCGAGAGACCCGCUCAGCCAAGGAUGCCUUGCUGCUCUGGUGCCAAAUGAAGACAGCAGGGUACCCCGAAGUCAAUAUCCAGAACUUCACUACCAGUUGGAGGGACGGGCUAGCUUUCAAUGCCCUCAUCCACAAGCACAGGCCGGACGUCAUUGAUUUCAGGAAGCUAACCAAAUCCAAUGCUGCCUACAACCUCCAGCAGGCCUUCAACACAGCAGAGCAACAGCUGGGCCUUGCCAAACUGCUGGAUCCGGAAGAUGUUAACAUGGAGCAUCCUGACGAGAAGUCCAUCAUCACUUAUGUCGUCUCCUACUACCAUUACUUCUCCAAGAUGAAGGCCCUGGCUGUAGAAGGGAAGAGGAUCGGGAAGGUGCUAGAUCAAGUCCUGGGGAUUGAGAAGAUCAUUGAACGCUAUGAGUCUCUGGCCAGUGAGUUGCUGGAGUGGAUCGAGCUCACCAUUGCCAUUAUCAGCAACCAGAAGUUCGCCAACUCUCUCGCUGGGGUCCAACAGCAAUUGCAAGCCUUCACCGCUUUCUGCACGCUAGAAAAGCCUGUGAAGUUUCAAGAAAAGGGGAACCUGGAGGUCUUGUUGUUCUCCAUCCAGAGCAAACUCCGAGCCAACAACCGCAAGCUCUACAUCCCCAAGGAGGGAAGGAGCAUCUCUGACAUCAACAAGGCCUGGACCAGGCUGGAGAAGGCUGAACAUGAGCGAGAGGUGGCCCUCCGCAAUGAGCUGAUCCGCCAAGAGAAGCUGGAGUUGCUGGCCCAGCGCUUUGACCACAAAGCCAUCAUGCGAGAAACCUGGCUGAAUGAGAACCAGCGACUCGUCUCUCAGGACAACUUUGGUUAUGACCUUCCUGCGGUGGAGGCCGCCAUGAAGAAGCACGAGGCCAUUGAGGCAGACAUCUCCUCCUACCAGGAGCGCAUCCAGGUGGUGGUGGAGUUGGCCCAAGAGAUGGAGUCAGAGAGCUACUAUGACAGCAAGCGGAUCAAUGCGCAGAAAGACAAUGUGCUGCGCCAGUGGGGACUCUUGACAGAGCUGGUCAGUGCCCGGCGAGCUCGGCUGGAGCAGAAUUUGGCCCUUCAGAAGAUCUUCCAGGAGAUGGUCUACAUGAUUGACUGGAUGGAUGAAAUGCAGGCCCAGCUGGCAUCCAAGGACUUUGGGAAACACCUUCUGGAAGUGGAAGACUUGCUACAGAAGCAUAGCCACCUGGAGGCUGACGUCUCUGCACAGAGUGACCGUGUGCAGGCCCUCAAUGUCGCAGCCCUCAAAUUCUCAGAGUUAGAAGGCUACCAGCCUUGUGACCCCCAGAUCAUCUGCAACCGGGUGAACCACGUCCAAAGCUGCCUAGAGCAGCUACAGGAGCUGGCAGCCAAGCGGCGGAAGGAGUUAGAGGCCUCCCGCCAGCUGUGGUCCUUCUUCCAAGAGAUGGAAGAGGCAGAAGCCUGGGCGCGGGAGAAGGAGAGCAUUCUGUCCUCCUCGCAAGGCUACGGCAAGGACCUGAACAGCGUAGCCAAGCUGCUGAGCAAGCACAGCAUCCUUUUGGGUGAGCUGGGUGGGCGGCGCUCCUUGCUACAGACAGCCAUGAGGCGAGGGGAACAGAUCCUCCUGCGGAAACGCUUUGGCCCCAUCAACAUCCAGGAGAAGAUCCGGGAGGUGCGCCUGCGCUGGAAGAAGCUGGAGGAACUCUCAUCAUCACACCUCCAGAAGCUGCAAGAGGCCCUGAGCUUUCACCAGUUCAGUGCCGAUACUGAAGACCUAGUGGUCUGGCUGCAAGACACCUACCGCCUGGUGUCCAGCGAUGACUUUGGCCAUGAUGAGUACUCCACCCAAUCUCUGGUCAAGAAACAUAAAGGAGUGGUGGAUGAGAUUGACAAGCACCGAACAGCUGUCCUGGCCCUGCGCAAGCAACUGGGUGCUCUGGCGCCUGAAUACCAUGAGUUGGUAGAUGUGCAGAUCCGUAUUGUGGAGGUGGAGCAGUUGUAUGGGGAAGUGGUUGAAGUGGCUGUGCUGCGACGCCAGUGGUUGCAAGAUGCCCUGGCAGUCUACCACAUGUUCAGUGAGGUUAACGCCUGCGAAGUUUGGAUUGACGAAAAAGAGCAGUGGCUCAACCGGAUGGACGUUCCCCAGAAAUUGGAAGAUGUUGAGGUGGUGCAGCACCGGUUUGAAAGUCUGGACCAAGAGAUGAACAGCCUAAUGGGUCGGAUUUUAGAUGUCAACCAGAUUGUGCAGCAGUUGGUCGAUGGGGGCCACCCAAGUUCUUCUGAAGUCCGGUCCUGCCAGGACCACCUGAACAGCAGGUGGAACCGGGUGGUCGAGCUGGUGGAGCACAAGAAGGACCAUCUCAACUCCAUCCUAAAGAUCCAGAACUACCUACUGGAAUGCAAUGAGAUCAAGUCCCAGAUCCGGGAGAAGCGCAAGGCUGUUGAGUCUACUCAGUACAACACCGGUGACUUGGGCAGCGUCCUCUCCCUCCAGAGACGCCUCUCCACCAUGGAAGCUGCCCUGGUGGUCCUGGAGCCCCGGCUGAUUGAGCUGCAACAGGAAGGAGAGCUGCUGGCAAACACACACCCGGCUCAGGCGAUGGAGAUCUUGAUGCAGUUUGAGGAAAUCAGUGAGGAAUGGGACGCAUUGAAGAGGACUCUGCAGGGCUGUGAGGACUCACUCACGGUAGCCAGCAGGUUGCAGCAGUUCAUCCAAGAUCUAGACAGCUUUCUCACCUGGCUGGUGAAAACACAGGCAGCCGUGGCCUCGGACGAGCUGCCAGGGAACCUUUCUGAGGCCGAGAAGCUGCUGAACCACCACGCCUCGCUUAAGGAGGAGAUCAACCGCUACGAAGAGGACUACACGAAGAUCCAGGCAGUCAAUGAUGUGCUAGCCCUGGAGGAAGCUGACCUCCCUUACCUCUCGCUCCAGCAGUGGUUGCAGAAGCUUGAUGUGGGCUGGAACAAGCUUCUGGAGAUGUGGGAGAACCGGCGAGAAGUCUUGGUCCAGGCUCAUAUCUUCUUCCUCUUCCUACGAGAUGCCAAGCAGGCUGAGGCUUGCCUGUACAACCAGGAAACCACAUUGGCACAUGCCAAGGUGCCCACAACGGUGGAAGCGGCGGAGAAGGCCAUCAAAAAGCACAGGGACUUCAUGACAACCAUGGAGCUCAACUUGCAGAAGACCACGACGGCCCUAAACGCUGGCAAGAGCCUGAUCCGACAGGGUAACAUCUACAGCGAGCAGGUGAAGGAGAAGAUGGAAGCCCUACAGGCAAAGAGUGAAAGAAAUGUGCAGCGGGCCCAAGCCUGGAUGCAGCACCUCUGUGACCACUUGGAGCUGCAGCGCUUUUUGCAGAACUGCCAUGAGCUCGAUGGCUGGGUGGCCGAGAAGGAGGCUCUGAUGGCCGGCGAGGGCUCUUCUUGGAAGCAGCAGCACCCGCAGCAGGAGCAGCAUCCGCAGCAUCCGCAGCAUCCGCAGCAGCCGCCUUUGCAGCGGGCUCCCAAGCGAUGGCUCCGGCACCGCGCCUUCAUGGCUGAACUGGCCCAGAACAAGGAGUGGCUGCGCAAGAUUGAGAAGGAAGGCCAGCAACUGAUCGAAGAGAAGCCGGAGCUUGCGGAAACGGUUCGGAAGAAACUGGGCGAGAUCCGGCAGUGCUGGGCAGAGCUGGAGUCCACCACGCAAGCCAAAGCCCGGCAGCUGCUGGAAGCCACCAAGGCUGACCAACUGGUGCAGAACUACACUGACCUCGACAAGCGGCUGCUCCGAAUGGAGAGCCAGGUGCAUAUGAUUGAUCCUGGGCCAGACUUGACCAGUGUCAACAGCAACCUCAAAAAGCUACAGAGCAUGGAGUCACAGGUGGAAGAGUGGUACAAAGAAGUGGGGGAGCUGCAGGCCCAGGUGGCUAAUCUCCCCCUAGAAGCCACCAGCAUGGAAAUGGUAGAGGAGAGGCAGAACAUGGUUGGGACGCGCAUCGUGCGCCUCAUUGAGCCGCUCAAGGAGCGCCGGAGAAUCCUGCUGGCCUCCAAGGAAGUGCACCAAGUCAGCCACGACCUGGAGGAUGAGAUUCUCUGGGUACAGGACCGUCUGCCACUAGCCACACUGAAGGACCAUGGGAGCAACCUGCAAACAGUCCAACAGUUCAUCAAAAAGAACCAGAAUCUGCGUCGAGAGAUCCAGGUGCACAAACCCCGGAUGGAUGACGUCCUGGAGCGUGCCACCAGCAUUGCCACCAUCAAGAGCCCCGAGGUUGAUCCUGUCCGUCUCCUGCUGGAGAAGCUCUCAGAGUUGUGGAUAACCCUCCAGGAGGAGACGGAGCGGCGGCAGCAUCUCCUGGAUGCAACCUACCAGGUGGAGCAGUACUACUUUGAUGUGGCCGAGGUCGAAUCCUGGCUGAGUGAACAAGAGCUCUUUAUGAUGAAUGACGAGAAAGGCAAGGAUGAACAAAGCACCCUCCAGCUGCUGAAGAAGCACCUGAUGACAGAACAGACUGUGGAGAAUUACGCAGAGACUAUUGCCCAAUUGUCACGGCAAUGCCGAGCUUUGCUAGAGCUGGGCCACCCUGACAGCGAACAGAUCAGCAGACGGCAAUCCCAAGUCGACCGGCUCUAUGUCUCGCUGAAGGACUUGGUGGAGGAGCGCAAGGCCAAGUUGGAGCAGCAGUACUGGCUCUACCAGCUCAACCGUGAAGUGGACGAGCUGGAGCACUGGAUCGCAGAGAAGGAGGUGGUGGCAGGGUCACCUGAGCUGGGGCAGGACUAUGAGCAUGUGACGCUCCUGCAAGAGAAGUUCACUGAGUUUGCCAGCGAGACGGGCAGCAUUGGCAACGAGAGGAUCUCAGCCGUCAACCAGAUGGUGGAUGAGCUCAUUGACUAUGGGCACGCGGAUGCCGCCACCAUCGCCGAGUGGAAAGAUGGAGUGAACGAGGCCUGGGCUGACCUGCUGGAGCUGAUGGAGACGCGGGCACAGAUGCUGGCGGCCUCCCAUGAAUUGCACAAGUUCUUCAAUGACUGCAGGGAGGUGCACUCCCAGAUUGAGGAGAAGAAGCAGCGUCUGCCGGAAAUCACAUCCCGGGAGUCCAAGACCUCGGCUGGCACUUUGCAGAGGAUGCUGAACUCUUUUGAACAUGAUGUCCAGAUCCUGGUGUCUCAGGUGCGGCAGCUUCAGGAGGUGGCAGCCCAGCUGCGGACUGUGUAUGCAGGUGAGAAUGCCGAGGCCAUUGCCACCAAGGAGCAGGAGAUGAUGCGUUCCUGGAAGGAGCUGCUGACAUCAUGUGAAGACUGCCGGCUGCAGAUCACCACCACCACUGACAAGAUGCGCUUCACCAGCAUGGUCCGGGACCUCAUUUCCUGGAUGGACACCAUUAUCUGCCAGAUUGGCACUGGCGAGAAACCCAGGGAUGUGUCCUCAGUGGAAGUCCUGAUGAAUUAUCACCAGGGCCUCAAGAGCGAGAUUGAGACUCGCAACAAGAACAUUGCUGCCUGUGUGGACCUGGGCAAGACACUGGUGCUGAACAAGAGCCCAGCCUCUGAAGAAAUUAAGCUGCACCUGGAAAGAUUGAUGACAAAGAAGAAGGAGAUGGUGGACAAAUGGGACCGGCAUUGGGAGUGGCUGCAGCAAAUGCUGGAAGUCCACCAAUUUGCCCAGGAAGCUGUUGUGGCGGAUGCUUGGCUGACAGCUCAGGAGCCAUUGCUGAAGAGCCGGGAGCUGGGGAACAGUGUGGAUGAGGUGGAGCAGCUCAUUCGGCGCCACGAGGCCUUCCGCAAAGCAGCUGCGGCUUGGGAGGAGCGCUUCAGCUCCCUGCGGCGUCUCACUACGAUUGAGAAGCUGAAGGCUGAGCAGAGCAAGCAACCUCCCACUCCACUCCUGGGCCGCAAGAUCUUUGCUGACCCCUCCGAGCACAGCAACAAGGCCUCCACGCUCUUGCGCCAGGACGCCUUGCGGGGUCGCAUAGAGGUCCAGCCACUCCUCAACGGGGUCAAGCCAGAGCCCUUGGAGCGGGUGGAAGCCAAGGUGGCAUAUGUACGCCAGGAGCUGAAGCCAGAGCGUCUGCAGCCUAAAAUUGACCGCCUGCAAGAGGGGCUAGUAACCGUUGCAGAGGUCAAAGUCCAGGAGAAAGCAGGGGAGAUCAAGGCCGUGGUGGAGGACGCGAUCAAGGCCCCAGUCAGUGCAGUCAGUGCGUUAACGGAGCAACUGGGGACUAAGGUGAGCCGGGUGGAGACGCAUGUGGAGAGGCACCGGGAGCGUUAUGAACGCCGGCUGGAGAGGCAAGAGUCUACCGAGCAGGAUGGUCCGCGUCAUGAGCAGUCGGAGCGCCGGAGGGAGAGGCGGGAGCGUCGGCUGGAGCGUCAGGAGUCCAGCGAGCAGGAGACUCCACGGCGGGAGAGGCAUGAGCGUCGGCUGGAGCGGCAAGAGUCCAGCGAGCAGGAAGUGCUGCGCAGUGACCCCAAAGGAGGCGGCAAGGCUACCCUUGCGGACAUUGUAGAGCAGCUCCAGGAGAAAGAGUCCACAGUGCCGGCCCCGUCUGCAACACCACCUCCAACCACAUCUCGUGACCGGGAAUCCCCUGCCCGCCUGCCCAAUGGCCUUGACAUGUUGCCAGAGAGGACGCCUCGACCAGACCGGCCCCGCGCUCGCGACAGGCCCAAGCCCCGCCGGAGGCCACGGCCCAAGGACCCCAAUGCGGCGCCAGGGGAAGGCCGCCGAUCCCGUUCAGCCCCUGCCCAGAGCAGUGCGCCGCCACCGCCUCCCCCAACGCACACGAUCCAGCAGGAGGGAUACCUUCUCCGCAAGCUGGAGCUGGAUGGGCAAAACAAGAAAGCCUCCAACAGGUCUUGGAUCAACCUCUACUGUGUCAUUAGCAAAGGGGAACUGGGUUUCUACAAGGAUUCCAAGGGACGGGAAUCCGGCAGCACACACAGCAACGAGCCCCUCCUGAACCUGCACAACGCCACCAGCGAGGUGGCCAACGACUACAAAAAGAAGAAGAACGUGCUCAAGAUCAAGAUCAAUGAUGGGGGCGAAUUCCUCUUGCAAGCCAAGGAUGAGGAGGAGAUGAAGACUUGGCUGACAGCUCUGACCAGCUCAAUUGCGGAACAUGCUGAGAUUGCUCGGUGGGGCCAGGCCCUACUCACGACCUCCUCGACGGACGAAGGCAACCCAAAACGGGACCCUGACCGCCGGGCCAGUACCUCAGGCAGAAAGAAGUGAGAGGCCGUGGCUGCUCCUCCUCCUCGGGGCCUGGAGGCUGCAAGACGUUGCCCCAGUGUCCAAGCCAGCCACUCUGUGCCCACAGAGGCCUGUGACCGUGGGAACUGCCUUUGCCAGACUUGAGAUCAUUUCAGAGCACAGGGAGGACUUUGGGAAGGGGGGCAGGCGAGGCCUGGCUUCUGUCAUCCUGGAAAGCCAAAGCUCCCAAAGAGAAGAUGAGAGCCAAGCUGACCCUGAAGACGGAGCUGCCUUGUCAGCUCCUUGCUUUAAAUCUGGUGCCUGGUUGAACCAGUCAAAGCUGUGCAAUCAGAGAACAGGGUGCAGUGGGUGUGGGGAAGGGACAAGAAGACCCAUGCUUCCCAUCUGCCAAGAUCAACAGGGAGCGAGAACCAAGAGUGUAGCCUUCUUUGCUCAGUCUUGGUUGCCAAGAACAACCUGGCACUCUUUUUGGGUCUUGUUUCCUGGUGUCCCACCCAGUGGUGCAUUGUCAUCUGAACCUCAGCACCUGAGCCAAAAGCAUCCAUGGGCUCUUUCACUCCAUCCCUUCUCUGAAAUGUCUGCAUCUCCCUUGCACUCGGCAGCCUCUGCCCGAUCCCUUGAGAUGGUGGGGUGCAGCCAACUUAAGGGGUGGCAGAGGAAGGCUACACCUUUAGUCUCUUCUGCCUUUUCUGGGGAUGCCAAGGGGAAGCCUUGGAGAGCUCUUCAGAGCAGUCCCCUCCUUUCUUCUUUCCAGCUUCAUGUCUUCCGAUCAGUUGCAGAACCUGCACGAAACGGUGCUGCUGUGGGUGCAAAGUACUCCUCAAGCAGUGAGCGGAGCAGCUGGGCAUAUUUGCGAGCGCUCGCUUGGGCACUGUCCCGAAUUGCUCUGCCUGUGUAUCCUGCUCUCCAUCUGUCUGUCUGCAUCCAUAGGCACUUCCUUUGACAAGAUGCAUUGCUCCAAAGCAAAAUGCUCACAUAGCCCCCUCACUGCUAUCCCCACUACAUGCAGAUAGGAAGAGGAAGGGUCUGCUGUGGGCUGUACGUAGGUGGAGGAGGGAGUGCCAACCCAGUUCCCUUUCAUUCACAUCCAGGUCUGGUUUAGCUGCUGAUUCUGCUUUGCAGCCAUCUGUCUGUGUCUCUGAUGCCCCUCUCCCUGUGUCCUCCCUCCAUAGUAGCCUUGCAACAGUCCAGCGCUUUGAGUCAAUCUACUUUUAUGACCCCCUCAGGGAUGGACUGCAAACAUCGAAAGGGGAAGAGGGUGCCUGGGAUGAGUAUCUUUCUCCACAGGCCUCCCAAACAUCAGGGAGACUCAAGGGUUCUGCUGCCCGCAGGGAGUGGCAUCUUUGAGCUUGACCUGGAGCUUGGGACAAAUUGACAUCCAGAAGCCAGGGAUGCCUCUUCUCAAGGCUGGGCAGCACACAGACAGCACAAGGUCACGUAACAGCAGCACAAGAGAGGGGUGACCAGGUAGAUGCAGCUUUGCCACUGUUCUUAACAAGCCAUAAUCCCCUGCGACAAGGGAGGGGCUCGCCUCUUUCGGCACAGAGAUGUAUUUUUAUGCAAUAAGAUGGCAGGCGAGCUGGAGAUGACAAAGGAACACGGCAAAGUAGAGAACUUGCACCUGGAUAUGUGACAAGGCAUCAGCUGCCUCCUGUCAUGAGCUCCACCAAAGCCCGGGUCAUUUAGCUGGGAGGCCUAGGGAGAGAUUUGGUGUGCCUUUUGUCAACUGCCCAAACCCUUGAGGUUGUGGCAGUGAAGAGAGCACAUGUUGAGCAACCUGAUCCAGGUGGGACAAAGCCCAAAGCAGCCCAGGAUAGUCGGGGUGUCAUUUGGGGAUGGGAAGUUCCUAUAACCUUUCAGGUUUGAUCCAGUGUAACAAGAUGUAUGACCUCAGCUCUGCUGAUCUUUCUCCUACUACCAGAGAGGAAAUGAGAAUGCAACAGUGAGGUUUGAUGACCUGCAACAAAGUUCAAAUACGAAACCUCAUGCCAUUCUCGACGAUCCUUUUCCAUGAGAGGCAAAACAUAUCUUUCACGGCUUUGUUACGAUGGGUCAUGGCUGGGUAAGUUCAGCACCCUUGUGUGUUGAAGCCACACAUUUCUGGCACUGAAAGUGAUCAGAAGCUAUACUUGCAAAUCCCACCUGCUUCCACCACACGCUGGUGCCUCUCAGCAAAUGUGAACGACAGACUUGCAGAUCUUGAACGUGGUCUCGGGUGAUCUUGCAAAUAAAACGAACCAUGUUGAGAGUCCGGGUGCCGUUGAGGCUCACUGUUGGCUUUGCCCUAAAUCCUCACCCCGCAGGAUGUGGUUUGGAGUCGGUUCCCACUCCCGAAUCCAGCUGCAUGCUCGAUCAGUGAGAGACCCAUGAAUUAGCUAUAAAGCCUGGUGGAACUCAGGUUGUUGAAUCCUUGAUCCUGUGAUCUGAUAAGUCGGGAGCAGCUUCUUCCAGCAGUAUUACGUGUAUCCAAAAUGGGACCUGACCUGAUCCGGCCUCCCUUGUUCCAGGUGUAGUUCCCACCUUGCUCCCCUGAAGCCGGGGCAGAUUCAUCUGUUAAUGCUUCCGCUCCCCUCGCCUUCCUUGAUUGUUCAGAAGCCUGUAAAAUAUUGUAAUUGCUUUAAAUAAGGGUUUCUUUCUUUUCUUCUUUUUUUGUCUUGUAUAGAAAAAGAAUCACCAAAAUUGGAGCAUUUGGGGUUGCAUUUUUCUCUUUUCUCUUUGGCUGUAAAUCUUUCUGAAGACUUGUGUUUUUCAAAACAGAGACCAAUUUGUAAAGAUUUCAGAUUUUUGGUUGCAUGA
Messenger RNA from Anolis sagrei ordinatus, 10744 nucleotides. Lineage: Eukaryota; Metazoa; Chordata; Lepidosauria; Squamata; Anolidae. The record is from RefSeq and is a predicted model, not a curated record.